UUGCACCCUUACUCUGUAAGCAGUAGCACUCGCCAUGUGUCUCUCCGACUACUUGUUCCCCAGGCAAUCUAUUUCUCGCACCUCAGGCUCUUGCUUUCGGAAAAUUAUAGAAUUUUCAUAGCUGAUACAGAAGAAAAGGAAAACCCCGAAAGAAACUUAAAGAUUUGCAUCAAUACCGAAAUUAUUAAAUGAGGACAGUAAUCUCCCGUUUGAUCCUUUCAAAAUCAUCGGUUCCCAGGAUCAAUACAAUGGCCGUAUCCCGAAAUGGGAGAUAUAUCUCAACAGAUUCUACAAAGCUUGACGAACCGGUCAAAGUUGAGGAAGCAGAGACAGUAAAUGUUCCGCCACCUCCGACAGAGAAGUUACUUGUGUUGGGUGGAAAUGGAUUUGUUGGCUCACAUGUUUGUAAAGAAGCGUUAGAUCGUGGUUUGUCAGUUUCUAGUCUCAGCAGGUCUGGUCGUUCAUCUAUAGCUGAUUCUUGGGCUAGCAAAGUGACCUGGCAUCAAGGAAACCUCCUUUUACCUGAUUCAUGGCAAGAAGCCCUGAGUGGGGUGACCUCUGUGAUCUCCUGUGUUGGUGGUUUUGGCUCCAACUCUUAUAUGUAUAAAAUUAAUGGGACGGCAAACAUCAAUGCAAUAAGAGGUGCUGCAGAAAAAGGUGUGAAAAGAUUUGUGUACAUCUCUGCUGCUGAUUUUGGCUUGGUAAAUUACAUACUGCAAGGAUAUUAUGAGGGAAAGAGAGCUGCUGAGACAGAGUUACUAACCAAAUUCCCUUAUGGUGGAGUGAUUCUGAGGCCUGGGUUUAUUUAUGGGACUCGCAGUGUUGGGAGCAUGAAGAUUCCUUUAGGAGUAAUCGGUUCUCCUUUAGAGAUGGUUCUCCAACAUGCAAAACCGCUGAACAAGCUGCCACUUGUGGGGCCUCUGUUCGCUUCUCCUGUCAGUGUUAAUGCGGUGGCGAAGGUUGCUGUUAGAGCAGCAACGGAUCCAGUUUUUCCUCCUGGCAUCAUAGACAUAGAAGGUAUACAACGUUACAGUCAACAGAAGUCAAAGUAGAAAUGUUGUUGAUCGAGUCCCAGCUCCCUUGUUCUUUUUUCGUUUGCUGUUGUCCUUAAUUUUGACGUUCAAAAAAUCUCACCGAAUGAAAAAACUUGGCGUCUGCUGUUGUUAUUUGUGAAUUGAAUAAUAAAAUAUCCUAAAUUACCAUUUCACGUUUGAUCCAA
Molecule: messenger RNA, 1219 nt
Organism: Carya illinoinensis
Lineage: Eukaryota; Viridiplantae; Streptophyta; Magnoliopsida; Fagales; Juglandaceae
Exons: 10
Coding region: 189-1052 (287 amino acids)
Cellular component (GO): mitochondrion
Molecular function (GO): protein-containing complex binding
Source: RefSeq, a predicted model, not a curated record